Lampris incognitus (smalleye Pacific opah) is the source of this 1531-nucleotide messenger RNA. It is a transcript of the gene mlf2, whose product is annotated as myeloid leukemia factor 2. NCBI's taxonomy places the organism in Eukaryota, Metazoa, Chordata, Actinopteri, Lampriformes, Lampridae. The transcript has 8 exons. Gene Ontology annotation, biological process: regulation of DNA-templated transcription. The coding region runs from base 229 to 981 and encodes 250 amino acids. Gene Ontology annotation, cellular component: cytoplasm; nucleus. The record is from RefSeq and is a predicted model, not a curated record.
CAGAUUGACUUCCGUUUAUGUUUGGCUGCAGGUAGAAGGAAAUUACAUCUGUCAUCCUGGUCGUUAAUACGCCGCAAACCUUACAAACCGUGAGCAUAUUUCGACGGAGCAAGUAAAGAAUCUGUUUUCUCUUUCAGCGUGACAAUAGUCUGGGUCCGUUUUUCCACUUCAGAAGACCGACUGUUUACCUAGCUAGCUGGCUAACCUCAGCUAGCUGAAUAACCAAACAUGUUCCGAUACUUAAACGACGUCGAUGACAGUCCCUUCAUGAUGGAUCCAUUUGCAACCCACAGGCAGCAGAUGAGGAGUCUUUUUGGGUCAUUUGGCUUUGAGCCUUUUCCCCUUGCCCCCCACAUUCAGCCGCACCGUGCGCCUCACUUACAGGCUGGUGCAUUGGCCCCUUUUGGUAUGAUGGGAAUGGUGAGUGGUGGAGGAUUCAUGGACAUGUUUGGGAUGAUGGGAGGAAUGAUGGAAAACAUGGAAAGGAUGGGCAGUUCACCAAACUGUCAGACCUACUCUUCCUCGACAGUGAUCUCCUACUCCUCCUCAGACGCGGGGGCUCCCAAGGUCUACCAGCAGACCAGUGAAAUGAGAACAGCACCCGGAGGGAUCCGUGAGACGCGCCAGGCAAUGCGUGACAGCGAGAGCGGCCUCGAGCGACUGUCCAUCGGCCACCACAUCGGUGAACGUGGACACGUAAUGGAGCGUUCACGGAACCGUCGCACUGGGGACAGAGAGGAACGUCAGGAUUUCAUCAACCUGGAGGAGAGUGAGGCCGCAGCAUUUGAUGAGGAGUGGAGGAGGGAGGCAGGGAGGUACCCUCCCCCAAACGCACGGGGAUUGGACUACGGGCGAGACAGGCGGGGAGGAGGCCAACAGUUGGCUCUUACUGCUCCACCUAGCUCCACGACCCCACCAAGCCAUCGGCACGAGUCUCCCAGGAACCCCCCGCCCCAUGCCCGCCCUCGUUACGACUGGUGAGAGGGGUCAAGCUUAAGGAGGUGAGCAAAAGGAUGGAAUGGAGGGAAGCUUUCUCCAGAUGCUGUGAACCAAGAUGAAGAGGAAAGUUUGCGGUCAUCGCAAGUGACCGUUAUAAAUGUUUGAUAUGACUGGACUGUCAAUAUAUAAAUUAUACAUUAUACACACACGCACGCACGCACACACACACAGACACACACACAAACAUCAGAACCCAACACUUAGAGAUGCAUUCACAGUCAUACUUCUCUGCUGUUACUGUCAGCACACACACACACACACGCACACGCACACAUACACACUUACAUGUAUACAGCCACACUUUGUUACACACACCUACACACACACACAAACUUUGUAUAGACACAUUCUUCAGACUUGACAUGCGUUUUUGCCCACUGCACUAUAAAAGUAUAAAUACAGUGCUACACUACAGUACAUACAUCUGCUGUACAGUCCAUUUAUGUUUGUGAAGACACCAGUUCGUGUGUGGAUUUAAUUGUAUACUGUUGUCUUAUUAAAGUGAUUAGAAAUUCAUUAAACAUUGUUAGAU